AUGAAGAACGCCCUUGCGUUCAAGCAUCUCGCAGAGAGCCUUGUGCUCCCGAUGGUGGAUAUCGACAAGGGUCUGAAGAGCAUUUAUCUCAGCCCGAGACCGGUCAAUAAUCCACACGAGCUACCCUUAGCUCGUCACGCAGAGAUAUCAGAGCUCUCUCGUUCUCAAGCUGAGCAAAGGCAAACUCAGCUCGAUGUUUCAAGACAGUGUCCGCCAGUUGAAGACGCCUGUCCCGCUCAUGCUCAAGGUCGCCGCGCAACACAAGAAUUACGCGAUCAAAGAGGCUCUCGGGGACACACGCUCCCCCACGAUAGUUUGGAGAGAGUUUUCUCUCCUCCUCCACCUCCAUUAGAGGCCUCUCGCGGUGGCCAGCGCUAUAUGGUUGAGCAGCUGUUGAACCACCGCGACGUGAACGGACGUCGGACGAGUUACCUCGUCCGGUGGCGCGGCCAUCCCCCGUCCUGGGAUACUUGGGAGCCCCGCUCCCAACUGAUGAUUGAUGUACUGGGUAUGGUUGAGCAGUACGACGCGGCACAUCCUGUGUUGCAGAAGGACCGCCGGAGAAAGUCUUCCCGGCACGGUCGUAAAGGGAUUCAGGCUGUCAAUCCCUUCGUACAUCUCAGUAGAGAUACAUACACGCCACCACGGGCUAGUAAGGAGGUAGGUCUCCUUAGGUGCGCGCGCAGAGUUGUUUACACGACAAGGGCACGGGUCUCCCCAGGAGAGACAGGGUAA
Peronospora matthiolae is the source of this 735-nucleotide messenger RNA. NCBI's taxonomy places the organism in Eukaryota, Oomycota, Peronosporomycetes, Peronosporales, Peronosporaceae. The record is from the annotation of a GenBank genome assembly.